Archocentrus centrarchus (flier cichlid) is the source of this 4558-nucleotide messenger RNA. It is a transcript of the gene ints6, whose product is annotated as integrator complex subunit 6. Gene Ontology annotation, biological process: snRNA 3'-end processing. The record is from RefSeq and is a predicted model, not a curated record. NCBI's taxonomy places the organism in Eukaryota, Metazoa, Chordata, Actinopteri, Cichliformes, Cichlidae. The transcript is spliced from 18 exons. Bases 311 to 2926 code for a protein of 871 amino acids. Gene Ontology annotation, cellular component: integrator complex.
ACUCACUGUGAGGGGGAACUUUGUUACUAUGAAACUUAGGAAUAUUUACAAAAUAUUGUAAAAAUUAUCAAAAUCCCUCGUGAAUCAAUAACCUGCCCCUAGGGUUUGAGGUUUUUAGUUUAGUUUGCCCGCAAAGGGCUUCUACACUCACUAUUCUUACAUUUUUUGAAAGAAUGUGUGAGGCAGACAGUUAGCCAGCUAGCUAGCUAGCUGAGAGGUGAUACAGGCGGCAGGAGAACAAAAGAUUUUUUUGCGUUUUGGCCGGUUGUACUGACACCAAGUCCAUGCAGAACGUGUCAUUACCAUCACAAUGCCCGUUUUACUUUUUCUGAUAGACACGUCCGCUUCAAUGAACCAGCGCACCCAUCUGGGCACUACCUAUCUGGACAUAGCAAAAGGCGCUGUUGAGACUUUUAUGAAGCUCAGAGGGAGAGAUCCGGCGAGCCGAGGGGACCGGUAUAUGUUGGUAAAUUUUGAAGAUGUUCCGUUCGGGAUAAAGGCUGGAUGGAAAGAGAGCCAUGCCACAUUCAUGACAGAGUUGAGGAACCUCCAAGCAACUGGACUCACAACUAUUGGCCAGUCCUUGAGGAACGCUUUUGAUUUACUCAAUCUCAAUAGAUUAGUGACUGGGAUAGACAACUAUGGACAGGGAAGGAAUCCUUUUUUCCUUGAACCUGCCAUCAUCAUCGCAAUUACUGACGGCAACAAGUUGACGAGCAGCAGCGGAGUCCAAGACGAGCUCCAUCUGCCUCUGACCACCCCGCUGCCGGGUAGUGAGCUGACAAAGGAGCCCUUUCGCUGGGACCAGCGCCUGUUCGCUCUGGUGCUACGUAUCCCAGGCAACGCUUCGGUGGAGCCCGAGCCCCUCGGUGGCGUCCCGUCUGAUGAUUCUCCAAUCACCCCCAUGUGUGAGGUCACUGGAGGACGUUCGUACAGCGUCUUCUCUCAGCGUAUGCUGAAUCAGUGUUUGGAGUCUUUGGUGCAGAAAAUCCAGAGCGGAGUUGUUAUAAACUUCGAGAAGACGGGACCUGACCCACCUUUGCUAGAUGACACGCCAGCUGAAGCGGUGAAAUCUGGUCUGCAGCCUUGGCACUGCUGUCACAAGCUGAUCUAUGUACGACCUAACCCUAAAACCGGCGUCCCCAUUGGGCACUGGCCCAUCCCCGAAGCUUUCUGGCCAGACCAGAACUCGCCCACAUUGCCUCCCCGCUCGGCCCACCCCCACGUCCGUUUCUCCUGUGUGACUGCUGAACCCAUGGUGAUAGACAAGGUGCCCUUUGAUAAGUAUGAGCUAGAGCCUUCGCCGCUCACGCAGUACAUUUUGGAGAGGAAAUCCCCGCAGAUCUGCUGGCAGGUGUUUGUGUGUAACAGUGCCAAAUACAGCGACCUGGGGCAACCCUUUGGUUACCUAAAGGCCAGCACGGCUCUAAAUUGCGUCAAUUUGUUUGUAAUGCCCUACAAUUACCCCGUACUUCUUCCACUUCUGGAUGACUUGAUUAAAGUCCACAAGUUCAAGCCCACCAUUAAAUGGCGGCAGUCCUUUGAGAACUACCUGAAGACGAUGCCUCCAUAUUAUAUUGGGUCCCUAAAAAAGGCUUUAAGAAUCAUGGGAGCACCAAACCUGCUCGCUGACAACAUGGAGUACGGUCUGAGCUACAGCGUGGUUUCCUACCUGAAAAAGCUCAGUCAGCAGACAAAAAUCGAGUAUGACCGUCUGAUCGGCUUGAUUGGAAAGAAGCAGGCACCAGAGCCUGGGCUCAAGGUGCGAUGGCGAGGUGGAAGUAUUUCUCUAGCCCAGCGCAGGGACUUCAUCCAGCAGCUGCAGAGUCUCACGGGAGAGGCCCCAGCUCUGCCCAUGGAGCUUAACCCCAAAGAGUUUCAAGGCUUCCACCUGGCACUGCUCAACAAGAGCCUGAAGCCUCAGAGUUUUAGGAAUCCGUACGACAUCCCCCGCAGCCACCUGCUCGACCAGCUCAGCCGAAUGAGGAGAAACCUUCUCAACACCAGCGUCUGCACCCUCAGAGGGCACGACUCAGACCAGCUCCACAGUGUGCCAAUCGCCCAGAUGGGAAACUACCAAGACUUCCUCAAAGCUGCUCCCCAGCCCCUUCGAGACGCAGACCCUGAACAGCCCAAACGGCUGCACACAUUCGGCAACCCCUUCAAACUAGACAAGAAGGGCAUGAUGAUCGACGAGGCCGAUGAGUUUGUGACCGGCCCUCAGAACAAGGGCAAGAGACCAGGUGACAGCAACAACCUGCCGGGUGGGGGUCCAAGAGACGGCCGCUGCAUGUCGCCUCUGCUGCGUUUGGGUAGAGCCUACACCCCUCCGGUGUCCCCCUCUGCGAGCCCUCGACACGCAGCAGACAUGGACAUUAACGACGGCACUUCAGAACCAGACCUGAUCAUCAACCACGUGAAUCAGAACCACUACGGCUCAGACGGGAAUUCAGACUCGGACGUGGAUGAUCCGUCGAGUCCCUCCGACCUUCAGGAGAACCACCCGGCUGCGGAUCCCCAGGUCCUCAGGCACAGGGAUGAGGACGAGAACGGGCGACCCGGUCCUGGUGAGCCGCCGCUGGGCAGCGAGGGGAGAGCGGAGAUGGUGCAGAUGGACGACCAGGUGCAGCACUACCUUUCACCUUCAGCUCUGAAGAAGCACAUUCACACGGAGACGACGAAGGUCAACAAUGAGCUGAGGGCGCUCAUCACCAAGGAGAUCAGAAAACCUGGCAGACACUAUGAGAAGAUUUUCCUCCUCUUGAAACAGAUCCAGGGCACUCUGGACACCCGGCUCAUCUUCCUCCAAAACAUAAUCAAAGAGGCGGCCAGGUUCAAGAAGCGCGUCCUCAUCGAACAGCUGGAAAACUUCCUCGAAGAGAUCCACAACAGAGCCACUAACAUGAACCACGUGGACACGCUCUAAUACAAACUCAUUCCCAAACUGAACUUACUGGUAACGAACCAGACGACCCUCCACGUCCCUCUAAAACCACCCCUCCUACUGUACCAGGGCCCCUGCAAAGAUGAGACAAGGCAGCCUCCAGCUCUCAAACCAUCACUUCUUCUGUGGACUCUUUCAUUCAUUUAAUUGACAUUAGUGAUGGUUGUUGUUUACACGAUCAUACUUAAAGACCGUACUGACCCUGAAUAAUGCAGGAGCAUUUUUCAGACUUCCAAAAAAAGGUAGCGAGGAGGCAUAUAAGUGUCGGCCUAUGCAAUGAGAUGUUUGUUGUGUAGACAGUGUGUACAUGAAUGCUUUCUGAACCCAUCUCAGAUCUUGCCCUUUAAUAAGUCACCCAAAAAUCAGAUUUUCUUUUUUUUUUUUAAAUAAAUGAGAGUGAUUAUCUCUCAAACAGGGGGCUGAAGUAAACAAGGACUUUUCUGGAGAUGGGUCAGGUGACAGCUUGUGCCUGGAUGUGAUACAAGUGAGUCAGUGCAAUGGGCUGAUAGUGUAGGAAGGGUUCAGCACAUGUGUGUGGUUGUGUUUUCUGACAACUCAGGGUCAAAUGGGAUCCAGCAGAGAUGCUCAUGAAACUCUUUGCUCAACUCGUGACUCAUUUUUCCCUUCGUGUUAUUUCUGAUUUGUGGAGGAUGAGAGUCUGGCAUUCUCUCUGAUUGUUAAACCUUUUUGACCUUCGACUUUCCACUAAAUGGAGAACUCCACUGCUGUGCUUGAAUCAGAACGAUUGAGCUCGGACAGUGAAUCUGAUAACGUGGUCUUCCUAACAGACUGACACGAUUGAGUAGUAGCUUAACUUUUGGACUAAACGAACAGUUCCUGUUCCCUCUGAGGGAAGAAAACAGAUCCACUGUGCUCGUUACAUCUGGAGGCAGUACACUAAAAAAAAACUGUCUUUUGCAAAGUAAAACGAUCGACGUGGGGCGAGGGGAAAAAAAAAAAAAACUCAGGAACUGACAUUAAUGCAUCACAAUCAGCAAUAACAUUGGCGCCCUCCUCUCUGCCCUUUCUCUUUAUUUUAGCCUGAAACAGCUGAUAUGCAACACAAACGGCUGUCUGCUGGAGUGUAGAUGAACCGAGGUCUUGGAUGCCAGCUCCCAACAUGCUGGCUGCUGCCAAAUAACUUAACCGACCACCCCCAAACUCCCUCUUUCCGCCAUGGAUCUCAAAGCAACUUCUUGCCACUUAAACAUGAAUGCACUUGUGUACAUUUGAGAAUUUUUAUUUAUGUAAGUUAAAAGAAAAUACAGCCUUUAAACCCAAUUUCUUUUUUUUUUUUUUUGUGCCAGAUUUGUUUAAUGUUCUCAAAUUUACUCAAAUAAUAUCAAGAGGUCAGGAGCUGAUUUCAGAUUCAGAGGGCAGCCCUCUUCCGUUCCCUCCCUCCUUGGACAGGGACCAAAAUCUGCCAUACUUGUCUUUGUUUGUGAAGAGGCCGCUACCAAAAGAGUAUUUUGAAUACACUGUAAAGAUGUAAAUAACCCUAGAGUACUAUUUAAAGAGAAUGUUCAGUGGAAAAUGGCCUUUUUGUAAGUAUUUCCAUGAAUAAAGUUUCUAUUUUACACUGUGAAGGGCCAUGUAAAUAAAGUGUUCUGUAAA